AUGGGAACUUCAUUUCCAAAGUCCAAAACUCUUUACAUCUUCUCAUUCCUGGCGUUGUUCAUAGCUUCAUUUUCUUCACAUUCUCAAGCCUUUGCUAACGAAACCCUAGCCCAAUGCCUCAUCGACCACUCCCAACCUUCGCAUCCGAUAACCUCAUCCAUAUACACGCCCACCAACUCUUCUUUCUCGUUCGUUCUUCAAUCUUACAUUCGAAACCUCCGCUUCAACACCUCCAGCACGCCGAAACCCGCUCUCAUCCUCACCGCACUCCAUGAGUCUCAUGUGCAAGCCGCCAUCAUUUGCGCCCGGAAGCUCUCGGUCGAGAUGAAGAUCCGAAGUGGAGGCCACGACUACGAGGGCAUAUCCUACGUCUCCAUCUCCUUGCCUUUCUUCAUCCUUGACAUGCUCAAUUUCCGCUCCGUUGAUGUCGACAUCGAGGCUGAGACAGCAUGGGUCCAGGCGGGGGCCACCCUUGGCGAGGUCUACUAUGGGAUUGCAGCGACGAGCAAGGUCCAUGGCUUUCCCGCCGGGGUUUGCCCCACAGUGGGCGUCGGUGGCCACUUCAGCGGCGGAGGCGUGUAG
This is a messenger RNA of Rhodamnia argentea, 582 nucleotides long. RefSeq names its product berberine bridge enzyme-like 8. Bases 1 to 582 code for a protein of 193 amino acids. Lineage: Eukaryota; Viridiplantae; Streptophyta; Magnoliopsida; Myrtales; Myrtaceae. The transcript has a single exon. The record is from RefSeq and is a predicted model, not a curated record. Gene Ontology annotation, molecular function: FAD binding.